Molecule: messenger RNA, 1865 nt
Organism: Mytilinidion resinicola
Lineage: Eukaryota; Fungi; Ascomycota; Dothideomycetes; Mytilinidiales; Mytilinidiaceae
Exons: 5
Coding region: 1-1764 (587 amino acids)
Biological process (GO): regulation of DNA-templated transcription
Cellular component (GO): nucleus
Molecular function (GO): zinc ion binding; DNA-binding transcription factor activity, RNA polymerase II-specific; transcription cis-regulatory region binding
Source: RefSeq, a predicted model, not a curated record
AUGGAGACGCAUCAUUCCAGGGCUGUCAGUGGUUCUAGACCAUUGGCGGCCGGGAGUCCGGCCCCGUAUGGCCGUGCUUGUGUAGAUUGCGCGAGGAGUAAGUGCAAAUGUAUCGUGAGGACGCCUGGGGGGGCUUGUGAGAGAUGUUAUCGCUUGAAUCGGGAAUGUCGUCCCGCGCCGACAGUCCGAGCAAAGCAUGCUCGGAGAACAGCGGCCUCCAAGGCUAUCCAGCUCGAGCAAAAGCUCGACAACAUCGUUCAACUUCUCAAAAACAACAAUCAACUUCUCCCCGCUACCGCUGAGUCGAGUGAUGAAAGCCUCAAUCACAGCUCAACAAAAGAUAGCUCACCUUCAGCAACCUCGUUUGUAGCUUCAACGUAUGGUUCAUACAAUCACGUCUCGAAUUCAGCGAUCAACUCUCUGAACUUCGCUCCGACUUUAGGACUUCCCGAGCCUUUACCUACAGAUGGCGAAGAAUGUCUUCAUGAUUUUCGGACCCAUAAAUUACCGUUUGUUCCCUUUAUACAUAUUCCACCUACUACCUCGUCCGAGCAACUCUUUCGGGAAAGACCCUUCUUGUGGUACUGCAUUGUGCUUGCUUCGACCAAAUCGCGCUCACAGCAAGAAGAACUGCCGCUUAAAGUUCGAACCAUGCUAAGCGAAGCAAUGGUGAUUGGACAAGAACACAAUCUCGAUUUGCUACUCGGUGUACUUGUUUGUGUUGCUUGGUGCGUCAAUGAUGUCCGAGUGAAAAAACCAUCAUUGGCAGUGUUCACCCAAUUGGCGAUAUCCUUGGUAUUUCAACUCGGCCUCAACAAACCUCCAGGGUCCAGUUUCCAGACGAUGUUGUUUAAUUGCAAGAUAAACGCACCAGAAGCAUCCAGACAACUUGACAGCGCUGUCCGGACCUUAGAGGAACGAAGAGCCAUUCUAGGCUGCUUUCUAAUCACCUCCUUUGUGUCUGCGUUCCUCCGAUACAUGGAUCCAUUGCGGUGGACGCCCCAUAUGAAUGAAUGCCUCGAAGUUCUUGCGGAGGCCAAAGAAUUUCCGACAGACGACACCUUGAUUCAACUAGUUCGGAUGCAACUAAUUGUCGAUAAAGCUGUACAUUUCUCUGCGCAACAUGGAGAGGUAGCGAGCAAUGACUUUUCCCGGAUACCACCAGCUCUCUACAGACUUGCACUACAAGGCCAGCUCCAGGAAGUAGAGAAGAAUCUUUCCGGUAAUGUCCAGCAUGAAGUCGUACUAUUGCAUCUCCAUAGUACUGCUCUCUACAUCAGCGAGCUUGGAAUCUUAAAGUCAGCUGCCUCUGCCAAUAAUACGGACUUUCAGGACGUCGAAUGUUUGUACGCCUCUCUACGCUCCCUCAAGUCCUGGCUUGACAUCUUCUUCACCAUACCGCCCGCCAGGUACACCGGAAUCCCAUUUUCUAUCUUUUCUCAGUUCAUGCGCUGCCUCGUGGUCCUCUACAGGCUCUCGGCAAUAGACGAUCCAGGAUGGGAUAAGCAAGUGGCCCGCAACACCUACAAUGUUGCUGAAGUUCUCCGCAUGGUCUCCACCAACCUGCUCGCAAGUGACGUGUACCCGAGAUAUGCGGAGACUUUUAACGCUACGAGAGAGAGAUGGGAGGCUAAGCUGGCUGCCUUAAGCAUCAACACAGCGGCACCGGUCGUUCCAGAGACGGACUUGGAGAUGCCGAAUCUCAGUAUGGACCUUCCAGAGAACUGGUGGGUGUCGGACGUUUUCUCUGCCUGGGAUUUCUAGAAUGCAUGCAAGGUGGGCUCUUCAACCAGAGACGACAUUCUCGCAACCAGACGAUAUCACAUGUCUUUACGACUACAAAGUGUAAAAUCACACAAGCUCAG